This is a messenger RNA of Microcebus murinus (gray mouse lemur), 2730 nucleotides long. Its product is annotated as DNA primase large subunit. Gene Ontology annotation, cellular component: alpha DNA polymerase:primase complex. The record is from RefSeq and is a predicted model, not a curated record. Lineage: Eukaryota; Metazoa; Chordata; Mammalia; Primates; Cheirogaleidae. Gene Ontology annotation, biological process: DNA replication, synthesis of primer; DNA replication initiation.
AAUGUAAAUAUUUAUAGCAGCUUUAUUCACAAAUGAAAAAACUGGAAACGACCCAAAUGCUCGCCCAAUGGUGGAAUAUCUACACAAUGGGACGCUAUUCAUCAGCGUAAGGGAGCUUAUUUGUGGAACAACACAGAUGAGUCUCACACGCACUGGCCUGAGUGAAAGAAGUCAGAUUGAAAGAGUUGUAUAUUGUAUGAUUCUGUUUAUAGGACAUCAUAGAAAAGGCAAAACUGGAAGUAUCAAUCGGAUCAGUGGCACUCAGGGCUGGGGCUAGGGAGAGGGGAUUUACAACAAAGGAGCAUGAGGAAAUUUGGAGGAUGAUUUAAAUACUCCAUAUCUUGAUUAUUACAUGUCUGUAUGUGCUUCACAAAAUACAACAAAAUGUAUAUCUAGAAAGAAGGAAUUUAUUGCAUUUAAAUCAUAUACUUCAAUAUACCUCAUAGCUAAAAAUUUCUGGCUGAUUGGACUUUUUACACAAACAGAAAGAGAGAUAAAGUAAGAGAAAAAAAUACAAGAGAAGAGAGGGGAAGGAAAAGAAAAGAGACUGAUGUGAUGGAAAAGGGAGAAAGAUUUUUAAGAUUCCUUGGUAAAAUGAUGUAAUUACUAGUUGACUAUAAUACAAGUGUGGUGUUUAACUGACUAAAAUUGCCAGAUACAUGUGAAGGACAUAUUAGAGGAAUAAAGGAAUGCCCAUAAAAUUUGAGUGCCCAUAAGAAGAGUCUCCAAAAUAAGGGCAAAUAAAAUAUAUUUAGACUUCCGUUUCCGGUUCCAUACAAACUCUCCCGCCACCAGGGAAGAGCGGCUGUCAGCGUUUGCGUUUUCCCGCGUCUGGGUGCUUGCGAGUGACCAAAAUGCAGUUUUCUGGAGGAAAAAGGAAGAAGCUGAGAUUGGCAGGUGAUCAGAGAAAUGCUUCCUACCCUCAUUGCCUUCAGUUUUACCUGGAACCACCUUCUGAAAACAUAUCUUUGACAGAGUUUGAAAACUUGGCUAUUGAUAGAGUUAAAUUGCUAAAAUCAGUUGAAAAUCUUGGUGUAAGCUAUGUGAAAGGAACUGAGGAAUACCAGAGUAAGUUGGAAGCCGAGAUUCGAAGGCUUAAGUUUUCUUACAGAGAAAACUUAGAAGAUGAAUAUGAACCGCGAAGAAAAGAUCAUAUUUCUCAUUUUAUUUUGCGCCUAGCUUAUUGCCAGUCUGAAGAUCUUAGACGCUGGUUCAUUCAACAAGAAAUGGAUCUCCUUCGAUUUCGAUUUGGUAUUUUACCCAAGGACAAAAUUCAAGAUUUCUUAAAAGAUAGACAUUUGCAGUUUGAGGCUAUAAGUGACGACGAGAAGGCUUCCCGAGAAAAGGACAUUAUUGCUUCAUCACCAAGUUUAAAUGGGGCUAUCUUGGAGUCAGAGUCGGUUUAUAAGAUCCCUUUUGCUGAUGCUCUGGAGUUGUUCCGAGGAAGGAAAGUCUAUUUGGAAGCUGGCUUUGCUUACGUACCACUUAAGGAUAUUGUGGCAAUCAUCCUGAAUGAGUUUAGAGCCAAACUGUCCAAGGCUUUGGCAUUAACGGCCAGGUCCUUGCCUACUGUGCAGUCUGAUGAAAGACUUCAGCCUCUGCUCAACCGCCUCAGUAAUUCCUACACUGGCCAAGAUUACAGUACACAGGGAAAUGUUGGAAAGAUUUCUUUAGAUCAGAUUGAUUCGCUUUCUACCAAAUCCUUCCCACCUUGCAUGCGUCAGUUACAUAAAGCCUUGCGGGAAAAUCACCAUCUUCGUCACGGAGGCCGAAUGCAGUAUGGCCUCUUCCUGAAAGGCAUUGGUUUAACACUGGAGCAGGCACUGCAGUUCUGGAAGCAAGAAUUUAUCAGAGGAAAGAUGGAUCCAGACAAGUUUGAUAAAGGUUACUCUUACAACAUCCGUCAUAGCUUUGGAAAGGAAGGCAAGAGGACAGACUAUACACCUUUCAGUUGCCUGAAGAUUAUUCUAACCAAUCCACCAAGCCAAGGGGAUUAUCACGGGUGCCCAUUCCGUCACAGUGAUCCAGAGCUGCUGAAGCAGAAGUUGCAGUCGUACAAGAUCUCUCCCGGAGGGAUAAGCCAGAUUUUGGAUUUAGUAAAGGGUACACAUUACCAGGUAGCCUGUCAGAAAUACUUUGAGAUGACACAUAAUGUAGAUGAUUGUGGCUUUUCUUUGAAUCAUCCCAAUCAGUUCUUUUAUGAGAGUCAGCGUAUUCUGAGCGGAGGUAAAGACAUCAAGAAGGAGGCCGUCCAACCAGAAACCCCUCAACACAAAGCAAAUGUCCAGAAAACCAAGGAUGCAUCAUCCGCUCUGGCCUCGUUAAAUUCCUCUCUAGACAUGGAUAUGGAGGGACUAGAAGAUUACUUCAGCGAAUGAUUCUUGGGCGGUUUAGGAGCCCCUUUCCUCUCUAGCCUUCAUUCCUACUUUUACGAUUCUGCCUUUUUCUUUUUUAACUUUGUUCAACUUCUCCCUUCACCUCUCCCCAGUCCCUCCUCAUGUACACACACUCACUAGGAAACCAUGCGUGCAGGUAAACACAGAACCACGCUAUGUUUUGCUUUGGCAAAGGGGAGGAGGAAGAGUUUCUAUUAAAAUCUGUCAUUUGAAUGGUGUGAUUUAAAUCCUGUUUUAGGAGAUAAAAACAGCUUUCUGGACUGAUUAAAGCCCAAAAAUACAGCUAAAACCAUUUUUAUUUUAACCCUUAUCACUUUGUCAUUUUGACUCCAUC